Molecule: messenger RNA, 2529 nt
Organism: Exophiala spinifera
Lineage: Eukaryota; Fungi; Ascomycota; Eurotiomycetes; Chaetothyriales; Herpotrichiellaceae
Exons: 3
Coding region: 1-2529 (842 amino acids)
Source: RefSeq, a predicted model, not a curated record
AUGACGAGCUUCCCAAGUGCAUUGCUGGCAAUCUUCCUCAGUUUGACCUUUGACCACGUCGAGGCAUUCUGGCGUAUGCGAUGUGGUACCGUCCAAGUUGGACGAGUUGAUCCCAUUGUUUCGCCUGGCGGUGUUGCAGGUCACUGCCACACCAUCGCCGGGCCUAACAAUAUCAAUACUACUUCAACAUUCGACGACCUCCAAGCCGCCUUCUGCACCUCUUGCGAAGUCCAAGCAGACAAGAGCGCAUACUGGACUCCUAAUUUGUACUACCGUUACCCUAAUGGAUCCUUUGCGGAAGUCCCCCAUGAUGGCACAGUCGCGUAUUACUUGGAUCGUGGGGUGGAUGUCCCCAACAUGAAACCUUUCCCGCCUGGUUUCCGAAUGCUUUCGGGGGAUGCCGCCGCCAGAGUCUACGAUCCUAACACUCUUACUUGGGGCAAUAAGACUUUCGGUCCGACUCCAAUCUCAAAGAGAGCCAGCUUCGCGUGUCUUGACAGCAGUGGUCCUAUACCCGAAACUCCAGGCCUCAAUAUCACAUCUUGCGACAAUGGUCUCCGAGCGCAGAUUCAUUUCCAAAGUUGCUGGGACGGUGUCAAUUUAUACAAAUCAGACCAAAGUCAUGUUGCUUAUUUGUCCGGUAUGGACAAUGGUGUUUGCCCUCCCGGCUACCCUGUUCUUCUACCUCAUAUCUUCCUUGAGAUCAUCUACUUCCCCAACUCUGUCGCAAAGAAGGGCGAUGGAGGCAUAUUUGUCUUCUCCCAAGGCGAUACCACUGGCUAUGGCUUCCACGGCGACUUCCUGAAUGGAUGGGACCCCCAGGUUCAGAUCGACUCAAUCAAGCAAUGCAUGGGACCUGGGGCUACCAAUAACGGCGCCAUUGGCGCCUGUCCGCCUCUCGCUGCUUCCGAGGACCCCUUUUUCAACCAGAAUUGCCCUGAGCAACCGGCCGUCGUGAACGAGGCUGUCCAUGGCUUGAUCCCCCUUCUACCAGGCUGUAACCCUCCAACUGGUGGACCUCUCCGCGCCGCUCAGAACAUCUGCCCUGUCCAGCCGUCCGUCGAUGUCAUCGACAAUCAAGACUACAAGAACCGAUCGGUCGCAACAGUUGGCCAAAAGAUCGGCAAUUGGCAGUACAUGGGGUGCGCGUUUGACAAGUCCACACCUCGUCCCCUGGCCGGCAAAUCUUACUAUGAUACAACCGGCAUGACCAUAGAAACGUGCACUGCAUUCUGCAAGCAAAACGGCUAUGCCAUGGCUGGAAUGGAGGCAUCGUCGCAGUGUUACUGUGGUAGUGCCUUGAGCCAGCUCAUUCAGGACCCCUUGACUUGCGCCGCGCAGAACUACUACGUGUGCUCGGGCAACUUGUUUGAGUACUGCGGCGGGCAACAGCUGAUGCAAAUCUGGAACGACACCACUUACACUGGACCUACACUCAAGGGUCUUCCUAUCGCAGGCCAAUCGAAGUUGCCAUUACUCGACGGCAGCACCGCGACGUAUCAAGGUUGCUAUACAGAAGGCGUGGGUGCAAAGGCACUCCCCGGAUCGAAGUACUCGAAUAGUACGGGGAUGUCGCUGGAAAAUUGUGCCGCGUUUUGCCAAAAGGGCAACUACGCGCUGUUUGGGACCGAAUAUGCGCAAGAGUGCUACUGCGGCAACAGCAUCACAACCUCUCAAGUGCUCCAGAGCAACUGUUCGGCCAUUUGUACCGGCGACAACACGGAGUUCUGCGGCGGCAACUCUAGACUUUCCGUCUGGGCUCUGUCAAGCUACGUGCCUCCGACGACGUCAAGCGGCGGCCCAUCUUCGCCCACGGCGUCAGCGUCUCCGUCCCCUGCAGCGACGGGCAUCACGUACCUGAACUGCGUGAGCGAGACAUCCCCCAACCGCGCCCUCAACGGAAGCUACACGUCCAGCGGCAGCAUGACGGUCGACCAGUGCGCGUUCACCGCGCAGGGUCUGAACCUGGCGUACUUUGGUCUCGAGUACGCAAGCCAGUGUAUCGCCGGCAACGUGCUCAACAGCGGCUCUGGCGUUCUCAACCCGAGCAAGUGCAACAUGAAUUGCGCAGGAAACAACACCCAGACGUGCGGCGGAUCGAACGCCAUCUCCUUGUACAACAACACACUGUACGUCAAGGCGACGAACCCUGACCCCGUCACCGUCCCCAACCAGCCCGGCACCCAGUACGGGUACGUGGGGUGCUACAGCGAGCCGGCCGGCGCCAGAGCCCUGGGCCCCAAUGCGCAGUUCGGCAGUACGCAAACCACGCUGAGUACGCUGACCGUCGAGGCGUGUGCGGCCUACUGUUUCGGCAAGGGCUAUUCGUGGAUGGGCGUCGAGAACGGCAACCAGUGCUUCUGUAACGGCGCGGGUAUCAUCAAUGGCGCGGCGCAGUCUGCUGGCGGUGACGCGGACUGUGGCACGGGAUGUCAGGGCAACCCGAAGGAGAAUUGUGGCGGGAAUGCAAAGAUCAACAUCUACCAGUUGAAGAGCGGUAGCAAGAGGAGAGCCAGAAGGACGUGGUAA